Molecule: messenger RNA, 3448 nt
Organism: Echinops telfairi (small Madagascar hedgehog)
Lineage: Eukaryota; Metazoa; Chordata; Mammalia; Afrosoricida; Tenrecidae
Gene: CDH11
Product: cadherin 11
Exons: 12
Coding region: 289-2577 (762 amino acids)
Biological process (GO): cell-cell junction assembly; adherens junction organization; cell morphogenesis
Cellular component (GO): plasma membrane; catenin complex; adherens junction
Molecular function (GO): cadherin binding; calcium ion binding
Source: RefSeq, a predicted model, not a curated record
UAUCCUCGGCUCCGUGAUCCCGUGACUAUCACUCCUGUGGUCAUUCGUCAAGUUGACCAAGCAGAUGGGUGGCGUGUGUUAUAGGAAUUGGCAGCAAUAUCCAAUGGGUGAGGAAGAAGCCGCCUGGGAAAGUGGGCAGCCCUGAUGGGAUGUGUUCAGCGAGCAGAGACAUUCCAUUCCGAGAAGGAUCUGCGUGACACGCCUGGGAGGCCACCGUCGUGAAAGCCAUCACCUGGUUGGCAGAAGGGGUGACGGCCACAUUCUCCUGUGCCUACCACGUAACCAAAAAUGAGGGAGAACUACUGUUUACAAGCUGCCCUGCUGUGCCUGGGCAUGCUGUGCCACAGCCAGGCCUUCGCCAUGGAGCGGCGGAGCCACCUACGGCCCUCCUUGCACGGGCACCACGAGAAGGGGAAGGAGGGCCAGGUCCUGCAGCGCUCCAAAAGAGGCUGGGUGUGGAACCAGUUCUUCGUGAUAGAAGAGUACACCGGGCCCGACCCUGUGCUCGUGGGCAGGCUUCAUUCCGACAUCGAUUCUGGCGAUGGGAACAUUAAGUACAUUCUCUCAGGUGAAGGAGCAGGGACCAUUUUUGUGAUUGAUGACAAAUCAGGAAACAUUCACGCCACCAAAACCCUGGACAGAGAGGAGAGAGCCCAGUACACGCUCAUGGCUCAGGCGGUCGACAGGGACACCAACCGACCCCUGGAGCCGCCGUCGGAAUUCAUCGUCAAAGUCCAGGACAUUAACGAUAACCCCCCAGAGUUCCUGCAUGAAACCUACCAUGCCAACGUCCCCGAGCGUUCCAACGUGGGCACGUCGGUCAUCCAGGUGACAGCUUCGGAUGCCGAUGACCCCACCUAUGGAAACAGUGCCAAGCUCGUGUACAGCAUCCUCGAAGGGCAGCCCUACUUCUCGGUGGAAGCCCAGACAGGCAUCAUCAGGACAGCCCUGCCCAACAUGGACCGGGAAGCCAAGGAGGAGUACCACGUGGUGAUCCAGGCCAAGGACAUGGGUGGACACAUGGGUGGACUCUCAGGGACAACCAAAGUGACGAUCACACUGACCGAUGUCAAUGACAACCCACCAAAGUUUCCGCAGAGCGUGUACCAGAUGUCUGUGUCAGAAGCAGCUGUCCCCGGGGAGGAAGUAGGACGAGUGAAGGCUAAAGACCCAGACAUUGGAGAAAAUGGCUUAGUCGCAUACAAUAUUGUUGAUGGAGACGGGAUGGAAUUGUUCGAAAUCACAACGGACUAUGAGACACAGGAGGGCGUGGUGAAGCUGAAAAAGCCUGUCGAUUUUGAAACCAAAAGAGCCUACAGCUUGAAGGUGGAGGCUGCCAAUGUGCACAUCGACCCCAAGUUCAUCAGUAAUGGCCCCUUCAAGGACACGGUGACAGUCAAGAUCGCAGUAGAAGAUGCCGAUGAGCCCCCCAUGUUCUUAGCCCCAAAUUACAUCCAUGAAGUCCAGGAAAACGCAGCCGCUGGCACCGUGGUGGGAAGAGUACAUGCCAAAGACCCCGAUGCUGCCAACAGCCCAAUAAGGUAUUCCAUCGAUCGUCACACCGACCUCGACAGGUUCUUCACUAUUAAUCCAGAGGAUGGUUUUAUUAAAACGACGAAGCCUCUGGAUCGAGAGGAAAUGGCCUGGCUGAACAUCUCCGUCUUUGCAGCCGAAAUCCACAACCGCCAUCAGGAAGCCAAAGUCCCUGUGGCUGUUAGGAUUCUGGAUGUCAACGAUAACGCCCCCAAGUUUGCAGCCCCUUAUGAAGGCUUCAUCUGUGAGAGUGAUCAGACCAAGCCUCUUUCCAACCAGCCAAUUGUUACAAUUAGUGCAGAUGACAAGGAUGACACAGCCAACGGACCAAGAUUUAUCUUCAGCCUGCCCCCGGAAAUCAUUCACAAUCCAAAUUUCACCGUCAGAGACAACAGAGUGAGCAGCACCAACACACUCACCAUCAAGGUCUGCGGCUGCGACGUGCACGGCGGGCUGCUCUCUUGCAACGCGGAGGCCUACAUCCUGAACGCCGGGCUCAGCACGGGCGCGCUGAUCGCCAUCCUGGCCUGCAUCGUCAUCCUCCUGGUCAUCGUUGUGCUGUUUGUGACCCUGAGGAGGCAAAAGAAAGAACCUCUGAUCGUCUUUGAGGAAGAAGAUGUGCGUGAGAACAUCAUUACCUACGACGAUGAAGGGGGCGGGGAGGAAGACACGGAGGCCUUUGACAUUGCCACCCUCCAGAACCCCGACGGCAUUAAUGGAUUUAUCCCUCGCAAAGACAUAAAGCCGGAGUACCAGUAUAUGCCCCGCCCGGGCCUGCGGCCAGCCCCCAACAGUGUGGACGUGGAUGAUUUCAUCAACUCGAGGAUACAGGAGGCUGAUAACGACCCCACGGCCCCGCCCUACGACUCCAUCCAAAUCUAUGGCUAUGAAGGAAGGGGCUCAGUGGCCGGGUCCCUAAGCUCCUUAGAGUCUGCCACCACAGAUUCAGACUUGAACUAUGACUAUCUACAGAACUGGGGGCCUCGUUUUAAGAAACUAGCAGACUUGUAUGGUUCCAAAGACACUUUUGAUGAUGAUUCUUAACAAUAACGAUACAAAUUUGGCCUUAUGAACUGUGGCGUUCUGAAGAAUCUAGAAGAUAUGUAAACAGGUAUUUUUUUACAUCAAGGGAAGGCUCAUUUAAAACAAGCAAUGUUUUACAGAGAGGAUACGUUUAAUACACCUGCAAGGACAUCGAACUGGUAAAUACUGUGAAGUAUCUUUUCUCUCUCUCUUUCUCACACACACACACACACAAAAAAGGCCAACAUGGAAAGUUGUUUAUCGACUCCAAUAGAGAAAAACCACUCACUCAACAGACAAAAUAUUUAAGGGAAGGAGCGGUCUGACGGUGAACUGACAAUGAAGGGAAAUCGUUUAUGUGUUAUGAACAUCUAAGUCUUUCUUCUUUAUUUUAUUAUUAUUUUUUAAUUUGUCAAAGAAGCUUCCACAAAACUAGAAAGGACAACAGUUUCUGAGCUGUAAUUUCGCCUUAAACUAUGGACACUCUAUAUGUAGUGCAUUUUUUUAAACUUGAAAUAUAUAAUAUUCAGCCAGCUUAAACCCAUAUGAUGUAUGUACAAUACAAUGUACAAUUAUGUCUCUUGAGCAUCAAUCUUGUUACUGCUGAUUCUUGUAAAUCUUUUUGCUUCGACUUUCAUCUUAAACUAAUACGUGCCAGAUAUAACUUGUCUUGUGUCCGCGAGAGGCGCCCUAUUUCUAUGUCAUUUUUAAUGUAUCUAUUUGUACAAUUUUAAAGGUCUUAUUUUAGUAUACAUACAAAUAUCAGUAUUCUGACAUGUAAGAAACGUUACAGCAUCACACUUAUAUUUUAUGAACAUUGUACUGUUGCUUUAAUAUGAGCUUCGAUAUAAGAAGCAACCUUUGAAAUAAAAACAAAAAGAUUCUUUUUUAA